Messenger RNA from Toxoplasma gondii ME49, 6515 nucleotides. Its product is annotated as Myb family DNA-binding domain-containing protein. Lineage: Eukaryota; Apicomplexa; Conoidasida; Eucoccidiorida; Sarcocystidae. The record is from RefSeq and is a predicted model, not a curated record. The transcript is spliced from 3 exons. The coding region runs from base 306 to 6119 and encodes 1937 amino acids.
CCUCUCCGGCUUCGCGGAGCGUGUGUGGGGUCGCGUGUGAGCUUGCCGUCUGAGCGGCAUGCGUUUCUUCUCCCUGACGCCUUCUGAACUCGCGAGUCUCUCGCAGAGCGUUCCCUCACAACGGUUUCUCUGCGCGAAGGCACGCAGUGUGGAGUCGACGCCCGCAGCUCUCCACAGCUUCCCUCACAUCUGGCAGGGGGGCGACAAGGAGAAAAAGGAGAGGCUUUCGAGGCGAGAUCCUCUUUCCGGCGCGCAAAGGCGAAUGCAGAGAGUCCGAGCAGGCCUUCCUUUCCGUUAUCUUCAGCAUGCGAGGCUCUGCGCCGGGAGCAGCUCCUCGAGAGCGAACUCCCCACACCUCGCCCGUACUUGCAGUUCGAAGCGCUGCGACUUGCAAGAGAAAACGCUCACACGACAUGAAGAAAAUCGAAGCGGCAACGUCUUUCUCAAAGGAUCCGUCGACUUGCAGACAAUUGAUGGAGGCGAAAGGCAAAGGAGUUCCGGGAACGAGGAAACACAGAGUUCAGCGCUCUUCUGCCAUGUCUCGAUCAGUGGCCAGGAACAGCUUAGACGCUGUCUGCGGGGGAGCCUCUGACAGGAACAGUCCGGAGAUGUUUUCAGCGCCUCCAUGCUUCGCUUCUUCCACGCCGGCUUCCAGUCAUGCAGCUCUCUCUGCUGGAGAGUCGACCGAUCCCUCUCAAGGCCUCUCGUCCCGUUUGGAGGCCUGGCAAGGACGACGGAGAGCGAAGAAAAGGAAACUCAACUCCUCUUUCGACAGCGAGCUCGCCGGCGAGGUCCCCGACGCCUGGGAGAAGACGCGUCUCGCGUUCGAUUUGCCAGCCCAUCUUCACAGAGCGAAGCCUUCUGUCCCGCCUUCUCUUGCCUGUCUCAUGGCAGAAGCCUUGGCUGAUCACCUCUUCGCCUCCUCGGCCUUCUGGACUCGAUUCCUCGACUUCGGGACUCAGUCACAGAGCCGCGUUCUCCCGCAGACUGUGUGUGUGCGAGAGCUGGCGGCGAAAGGAGAAACGAAAGACGCGGCCGAGGCAAAACGGUACGGCAAAGACCGAGCAGCGGUUGCGGCGGUUCCGGAGGAGAAAGUCGACGAAAACGAGGCAACUCAAGAGAACGCACCGACGCGGGACGUUCCUUUGGCAGACGCCGUAGCAGAUAAAGGCAAGGGGACCUCGCCGAGCUUCGGAUCUGACCGCUCACGCUCUUCGUCGCCUUCUUUCGCCUCCCUGUCGCCCGCUUCGACACCAGCGGCUUCUCCACGAGCUUCGCUACUCUCUCUGUCUCAUGGUCCUGGGCAGCGGGAGCCGACGAACUGGGAGGAGACACAGCCGCGGUGUUCUCGAAGGCACAGCGACUCACAUCUCCUUGCGAUGGGCGCGAUCAAAGCCGUGGACAACGCUCUGAGAGCCGGCGGACGCGGCUUACUCUUCCCCUCUCCCCUCGCGCCUCCCUUCUGCCUCAGCGCCCCGCAUCCCCCUACCCCCAGGGACUUCCAGGUCGCGCGCUGCUACCAGAGAAGCCUUGCAAAUCACCUGCGUCUCUUGGCUCUCGAGUUCUGCGAACAAGAGAGAGAACAAGCGGAGGAGAGGGAGCAAGAGGAAGAGAGAGAGCCAGAGGAAGAGAGGGAGCCAGAGGAAGAGAGAGAGCCAGAGGAAGAGAGAGAGCCAGAGGAAGAGAGAGAGCCAGAGGAAGAGAGGGAGCCAGAGGAAGAGAGAGAGCCAGAGGAAGAGAGGGAGCCAGAGGAAGAGAGAGAGCCAGAGGAAGAGAGAGAGCCAGAGGAAGAGAGAGAGCCAGAGGAAGAGAGGGAGCCAGAGGAAGAGAGAGAGCCAGAGGAAGAGAGAGAGCCAGAGGAAGAGAGGGAGCCAGAGGAAGAGAGAGAGCCAGAGGAAGAGAGAGAGCCAGAGGAGGGGAAAGAACAAGAGGAAGAGGGAAAAGGAAAGCAAGGAAAGAAUCACGUCGGCGAGGAAGGAAGUCAUUUCGGGGAUCAGCGGGAGGAUGCUGAGAAGGCGGAGGGUCGGGGCGAGGCACCGGAAGACCUUCGAGACACGGAUUGGCGCAAAGAGGAAAACGAGACAGGGAAGCAAGCGAUGGAGGUCGAUGUUCUUUUUGAAGGUUCGCACGCUCCUGAAAGGCCUUCCGCUUCGAAUGGCGAGAUGUCUCUGUCGGUAGCUGUCUCUGGGAGAACAAAGAGCGCGACGCCAUUCUCCAUUUCCUCCAGGUCUGGGGAGUCUCCUGUCUCCGUUGACGAGACAAAACGAGGCCAGCAUGAUCUGUGGUACAGACGCUACUUGGGUCGCCGCCCUGGUUUGUAUGAGGUGGUCGGCAGCGACGAGGCCAGGCGAGAAGGUCCCGCGUUCCCUCUCUGGAAAGUUGUUUUCUGUGAACUUGAUAAGUCGGCAUGGAUCUCCUCUCUAAGAGAGGCGUCGCCGUGUCGAAAGGCGACGACGUCCUCAAAAAAAGUGGACUCUCAAUGUCUCGUUUCCAAUGCCCUGAAGCUGCUGAGGGCGGCGACCGCCCACUCAGAACAGUUCAGCGUGUACGAGACAGAUCGACGAGAGACAGGCACUGCAAAUUUCUCUCCGCCUGUCUCGAGUUCUGCGUCCAACGGCAGAGAGAUGAGCGACCAGCAGGUGUAUCUGGCUGGUGAUAAGAGCGCAGCGUCGGAGACACUCGAAGGCGAAUCGAGGAAGGCGCUUGAAGAGUCGAGCGACAGCUUCAUGCAGCGACCGCGUUCCCAAGACAGCCAAGGAGCUUCCACGACAACUCCCUUUUUCCUUCCUUCGCCUCCUGUGCUUCGCGUCGCGCUUUUUUCUCUCGUUCAGCGCCUCUGGCCGACGCCUCAAGGCGAGGAAACUCCCUCGCCUGUCGCCGCCUUCGUCUCCGCCCUGCAGGCGUGGUUGUGCGCCCUAGGAGACAUGAGAGGCUCAGGUGAGGAGGCUGCGCUGUGCAUGAAGUCGACAGGUGAGAGAACGAGCGUCUCCGGAAGCUGCGUGUGUGCGUUUGCGCCAGCGCAUGCAUCUGUGCUUUUCAGCUCCAACCGAACCGGUUUGGCUGGGAAAGGCGACAGCGACAGACGCGCGAGGCUCGAGGAGUCUAGGGUGCACCUGGAACUCACCCGGCAAGCACUCGUGGAAGAAAUGAGAGCCUGCGCCGCAAUUCUGUCUCGUUCCCAGGAAUGCGUCUGGGACCUUCAGGUUCUCCGCGAAGCUGAAAGAAGGCCACAGCGGACAGAGUCCACCGAGGGAGAACCGCCCGCGCGCGGCAUUCCGGUCUCGGCGCAGCAGAGGGAACGCGGCAGAGGAAAAAUGGUGAAGGACGGCGACGAAGCAGAGGAUCCAGGCAAGUGGCGAAUGGCUAGACAUGAAGGAGAAGUCCGCGACCCAAUUCAGACAGGGGGAAGGACCCCUGUGUGCUGUGGUUUCUCUGACGCACUCGGCGACAGCGAAGUUCCAGCCGAGAGAGACGGCAACGAAACACUGCGCGACGCAUCAUCCAGUCUCGGCGCUUCUCCAUCCCCGGACGACGGCUUUUUUCGAGGCGAGGACGCAGGACGAGGUGUGUCUUCUCGGCCGGAUCACGCCUCGCCCCCAGAGGGCGCUUUUAGGGACGAGGUGCCGUUCAGUGGAAAAGACGACGGCGACGGAUACCGUGAGUUCUUCUCGGAGAACGGGAGGUGCAGCCCAGAUUCGAAGCUCGACGAAGCCUUCUGCCGCGCCGCCAGAGACGUUCUGCUGCUGGAGGCGCUCCUGCGUAUCCCGGUGGCAAGCGUCUCACGAGAAAGGCGGGAAGAGAUUCUCGACUGCGAGAGGACUCUGAGGCAGAUCGAGAACAGUCUGAGGAACGAAGAAGAAGAAGACGCAGAUCCGCUAGAGGGUCUGCUCGCCGCCCUCAGUUUCAGUCGCGACCUCGAGGAACGACGAGUGACCAGUGCCCUGGUUUUUGGGAUGCACGCGACUUCGAGCUCGCAACGGGAGUCCUGCGAGGCGGCGAGAGACCAUCCAGAAGGCGAGGCAGACGAAAAGGAAAACGCAUACGCGAACGCAGGAGCAGAAAACGAAGCUGCGAGCCGCGGGUCUCGGCCUCCCGCUCCCGCUGUGAGUGCUGAGGCAGAGACUUUGACGGAACUCAGAGGAGAAGGGAGAAACGCAGACAAAGUCUCGACGCGAAACAAAAGAGAGCCUGAAGGAACAGGGCGCACAACGCGAAGCAGGUCGAAGGCCGAGUGCGUCGACGAGGCGCAUGUUAUGUCUCCGCGAAUCGCCGAAUCGCCCCUGGUCACAAGCUCACCCUGGAAAACAACGGACAAGAACGAAACUGCCACAGAAGGCAGCCGUGGCGAGGAAGAAGGAGAAGAGGAGCGUGAAGCAUUUGAGAAGGAGAGCGAGUCAAGUCGAAGGAUGCGAGGAGUGAAAAAAGAGGUUGAACGAACAUAUGCUGGGUUUUUUGAACCAAACUGGGUGUCGCGGUACCUCGACGACGUUCGUCGUCUCCUUCAGCAAGCAGCCAAAGACUUGUGCAUCUACAUCACUUUCAUCUGCGAGCACUGUCUGCCCGAAAGCCACUUCAGUACUUGGUAUGCGCACUGGGUAGGCCUCCGUAGCUACCACGAACUGCAUGCGCAGCUCGCCAGAGAGCGCGGGGAGCUCGACGCUGCACUCGCACAUCUCGAGAAGCAGCUGGAGGAGACGCAAGAUGCAGAUGACGAGGAAGCGGUGGACUCAUGGGGACGGACGGACUGCGAAGACGAGAGCGAGGCGGAAGGCGUAGAGUCUCCCUGGCAAAGAGGGAAAAGACGAGAUGAAGGAGGUGCCUGUCAGUCGUCGCAGCCGCUUCGACCCGGCGGUGUGGGCGUGAGAGGCCUGAGAGAAGGGAGACACUUGGAGACACUUGAGAGGGAACGCAGAGGCGAAGGCGAGACCCGCACCCAGAACAGCAAACAAUACAUGGAAGGCUGGCGAGAACUCAGCGAGGCAGGUGCUCAGAGGCGAGGGCAGCAAGAGAGGAGAGGCACUCUGCAUGUAGAGAAGCAUGUUUCUGAUUCUGUCUCUCCCUUGGUUGUCGCGUCCGUACAAGACGCGCCAAGAGGCAGAGCGGGCAACGAAGGGAUUCACACUCAUGGAUGCAGUGUCCAGGACUACCUGGCACUCAACAACGCCUCCGUCGUCCCAUUUCCAAACGAACUGAGAACGCUGGAGGAAAACGCGCGACCCAGAAGAGAAGGAAAGAGAAGAGACGGACGGCGAGAGAGGCGCUCCAGGUCGAGACAGGGGAAACGCGCAGUUGGCGUGCGAUCGGUGAAAGCCGAAGAGGAAGGAACAGUGGACCCGGACGAAAUCGAAGACGUCCCGACUCAGACAGUGCGGACGACGAAGCCGUGUCUGGAGUCUGCAUGGCUCCGAGGCCGGCGCGACCGCAAGAGCGCCUGCAUGUCUUCACCCGAAAAGUCUUUUUCUCUUGGCAGGCCGCAGCCCCCGUCAGAGCGCACCCCACGAAGCGGUGCUGCGGCUUCUUCCUCGUCACCGCGGUUCCUGCAGAACGCAUGUGGAGACGAGUCUCCAGAGGAGCCGCGCGGAAACGGCCGAGUGUCAAGUGGAGCGCCGGUUUCGCGGGAAGACCGCGGUCCCGCUGCAGCGGCCGUGGUAAGGCACCAGACGCCUGAGCGGUUGUGUCUGGCAGCAGCGCGUGUGGAAGGCGACGAGGCGCAUGCAAGUAGCGAACGAGACCAACAGCUCGCGCUGUGCAAACUCGAGAACUCGGGAGAAGGUGUACACGCGAGGAGCUCCGGGAGUUUGCGGACGCGCAGGUGGACCGGCAGCUCUUGCGACACUGGGGGAUACGCCAAAGACGAGACACAGAUUCUGAACGCAAACCUCUUAGCCGUCAAGAAGGAAAGAAGGUUACGGUGGACGGCGGAGGAAACGCAAAUAUUCGUUCGCGGAGUGAACGAAUAUGGAGUGGGCAACUGGAAACGCAUUUCUCGACACUACGGACACCUUCUAGGGUGCAGAACAAACAUGCAACUGAAAGAUAAAUGGCUAAACCUAGUAAAACAUAACCACGUGGUAUCAGAUACACACUCUGACACUUGGUCACUGCGAGACCUUUCUUGAAGAGUCCGCAGUUCCUUUGCUCUCCGUAAAUGCGGGUCGCUUUGAACUCGCCGAAACGGUCGUAUCAUUCCCUCUGUCGCUGAGCUGAAAACAUACACACUUUUCUUUGGCCUCUUCAGUAUUCCACAGUCCAGCCCUGACCUCUUGUGUUUUUCUCGGGGGACUUUGCUUCUCCCGAGUGCUGCGGCUGCGGACCGAAGCCGACGGUUUUUGUGGCGACUCUUCCCCACUAUCAAAAGCGACUGACAGUUUUGUCGGGAUUUCGGAGUAAACGGUCACAAAACUCCGCGCCGAUCCGAACGAUGGUUCAUUCUCCUUGGUUCGCGAGACUUGCACAGGAAGACUAACGACAACAUUUUGUGCUCUCUGUCGUGCGGCGCAGCUGUUUGUGGUGGU